UGUUCUUGUUGGGACAAAGAGGAGACAUGGAGACUUCUUGUUUGCCAUGCAAAAAUAAAGCAAAGAUUAAUUUGGCCCUCUACUCUGGAUGGAUUGUUCUUCUUUUCUUCAUCAUCUUCUUCUUUUGUAUUCUUUACUUCACUAACUCUCCACUUAUCAGCAAAUCCACUUCAAGUAUAACAAACAUGGCGACCGUAACUCAACAAGCACUCACAUACCCACAAACCAUCAUCCCCUUCACUUGCAACAACAUGACCAACUUGGCAUGUUCUUCAUCUAAAAUACCAAUACCACCCCACACACUCCCUCCAUCAUCUUCAUGCCCUGAAUACUUCCGUUGGAUCCAUGAAGACCUCGGUCCUUGGGCUCUAACUGGCAUCACUCAAGAAGCCGUCAUGCGUGCCCGGGACCGUGCCACAUUCCGGCUCAUCAUCUUAAAUGGCCGUGUAUACUUUGAAAAGUUAAAAUAUAUAUUCCAAACUCGUGAUGUCUUCACAGUGUGGGGCAUUCUUCAGCUUAUACGUCGUUAUCCAGGCCGUGUCCCUGACCUUGAUAUCAUGUUCAACUGCGAAGACCCUCCGAUGAUCAAGAAGGCGGACUAUAUUGCCGUCGGUUCACCGAUUCCUCCACCGCUCUUUCGGUACUGCAAAGAUGGCACAACAUUGGACAUAGUGUUUCCUGACUGGUCAUUUUGGGGCUGGGCUGAGAUCAAUAUAAAAUCUUGGGAAAGAGCUUUGAAAGAAAUCAAAGAAGGGAAUAAGAGAACCAAAUGGGUUGAUAGAGAACCAUAUGCUUUUUGGAAGGGUAAUCCCACCGUCGCCGGAACUCGGGUAGAUCUUCUCAGGUGCAAUGUCUCUAAAGACCAUGAAUGGAAUGCCAGGGUUUAUGUGAAUGACUGGUUCAAAGAGAUUCGUACAAAUUUCAAGGAAUCAAACCUGGAAGACCAGUGCACUCACAGGUACAAAAUAUACAUUGAAGGAGGAGCAUGGUCAGUGAGUGAGAAAUUUAUACUCGCAUGUGAUUCACCGACGUUGUUUGUGAACACUCGUUUUGAUGACUUUUUGUCAAGAGCUCUGAUACCAGGAACACAUUACUGGCCAAUCAGGGACAAUGACAAGUGUAGGUCUAUCAAGUUUGCUGUGGACUGGGGAAAUUCUCACCAAAAGGAGGCACAAGAAAUUGGGAAGAAGGCAAGCAAGUUCAUGCAAGAAGAAAUGAGCAUGGACAAUGUAUAUGACUACAUGUUACACUUGUUAAUAGAAUACUCAAAGCUGUUGAAAUACAAGCCAGUUGUGCCUGAGGGUGCAGUUGAGUAUUGCUCUGAGAGCAUGGCUUGUCCUAGUACAGGAAGGCAUAAGAUAAACAUGAUGGGCUCAUUGGUGAACACUACUCAUUACAAGGGACCAUGUAGUUUGCCUCCUCCUUAUGAUCCAGGGGAGUUUCAGCAGUAUAAGAGGAUGAUUGCUAGCUCUAGAAAGCAAAUAGAGGACUUGGAAGAGGAAGCAUGGAAAAAACACUAAGUAAAAUAAAUGGAAAAUGAGAGUUACAUGAAAGAUUGAAGAUAUUAUGUUACUUGAGAAUAUGUUGUUGUUAAACUAGCCAAAUAUUUUUAUUUUUAUUUUUUAUAAAAGUUAGAAUUUAUCACCCUAUAAUAUGAGCAUUGGUAUUUUAUU
Dioscorea cayenensis subsp. rotundata (Guinea yam) is the source of this 1673-nucleotide messenger RNA. Its product is annotated as O-glucosyltransferase rumi homolog. The record is from RefSeq and is a predicted model, not a curated record. NCBI's taxonomy places the organism in Eukaryota, Viridiplantae, Streptophyta, Magnoliopsida, Dioscoreales, Dioscoreaceae.